GUAAGUUUCAGCGCAACACAAGUAACAAUGGCUUCAACUUGUUCCACUAUCCACAACUACCUUACAUAACUUAUGGACUCGACUAUGGUAUAUAAGGCAUGGUCAUUUCCUCUGCAUGGACAUCACCUUUCAUCUCUUUCCUUCACCUCAUAGUCAGUUUACUGGUAAACCAACCUUGUCCUCAACGAACACGAACUCCUUCCGCGAGCCCAUGCUUUUACAGACGCCUCGAGCACGUCCGGGCAUCCAAGUCUUCAGUAAACCCUGGAGACACUCUGAGAGACAGUGCCCCUGUCCCUCAACUUGAAGCGCGGCGUUUCCGCCUCGAUACACGUUAUAUGCGUCGGUUGGAGGAUCAACCAAGGCUCGCUGCGUCUCCCGUCAAAUUCGUAAUAAUGAGAUACUCAGCCAAGGAAUCGCCAUUCUUCAACUGUAUGAUGACUUGGGUGUUGCCAUUUGGUCACUCAAAUCAUUAUACAAACGGGGAUUGUCAGUUCUUUGGGCUGAGUGGAUCGUAUUGCUGAAUUAGACUGGAGAUCUGGCAACGCUCGGUUGACCUUCGAUCGAUGUUUGUAGCUUGUACGAGGCGGAAACGCCGCGCUUCAUG
This is a messenger RNA of Suillus bovinus, 607 nucleotides long. RefSeq lists its product as uncharacterized. The record is from RefSeq and is a predicted model, not a curated record. The transcript has a single exon. The coding region runs from base 99 to 524 and encodes 141 amino acids. Lineage: Eukaryota; Fungi; Basidiomycota; Agaricomycetes; Boletales; Suillaceae.